Messenger RNA from Styela clava, 5080 nucleotides. RefSeq lists its product as uncharacterized. NCBI's taxonomy places the organism in Eukaryota, Metazoa, Chordata, Ascidiacea, Stolidobranchia, Styelidae. Gene Ontology annotation, biological process: regulation of gene expression. The record is from RefSeq and is a predicted model, not a curated record. Gene Ontology annotation, cellular component: nucleus.
AAGUCGCCGCGGGGCUAAAGCGACCAAGCGCUGAGAGACCCUGCUUGUUCGAAGACAAUUCAGAGUAGGACGCAGCCGAGAGCAGAGCAGCUAGCGUGGUGUAUUAAUAAUAUUAGUAUGCAUAUAGUACCGUUAUAUAUUAGGGUUCAAUCGACACAACCAUAAAUGUACGGUACAAAGCACCGCACUGAAGGACUCAAAAGGUUACGAGUCAGAAACUGUUUCUAGGUUGGCAUGCCGCAUUUUUAUUCAACAUAAAGCAAUUACGGUGAAUGAUGAAUUAAUUUACAUUUCAUCAUAUAAUAUUAAAUAUAUUAGUUGAAGUAAUAUACUCGGACUUCUGAAUCUGAUUUUCUUGUUUGAUUUCAACAAAUUACGCCAGUGCAUGAGAGGUUUUGUGCGAACUGAUUCCUCGAGUUCGGUGAAGUCCUAGCUGCGAAGUGGAGGCAGCGAAUAUUGAGGACGUCAUGGAAAGUGGAGAAUACGACGGGGGAGCUAAUGAGCAACAUCCUGAUUCAUGGAAGGGUAUGGCGAGCCCACCACAAGAAAUUCCAAAAUCAUCUGAAAUACACUUGCCACCCUUUUAUAAUACUGUAUCUACGGCACCAGGACAGAUCUCCGGUAAAACAACAUACCCGCAAGAACAGGAUAUAGGACCCAAUCCCCCUCAAGGUCAUCAAGCACCUUCUGGACAUCAAUUCCAUGACUCAUAUCGGUAUCAUCAACAUGCAGCCUCACCUGGACAAAUCAGAAUGAUGCAAAAACCUGGUGCACAUCCGAGUCCUGGUAGCUGGCAUGGAAAUAAUUCACCAGCUGCUCAAAACCCACCAUACCUUUCACCAGAUCGAAACAGAUAUGUUGCAAGAGCACCAUACCCAGGUUAUGAUACAUCUAAACCCUAUAUUCACAUGGGACAGACUGCACAAAUCCCAUCCCAACAACCUGCCCCCCAACAGGGCCCAUGGCCAAGAGCCCCGUAUCCUUCUGCCCAUCCUGGUUACGAAGACCCCUCACGGUCAAGUCGCUAUGGUCAAUCGGACAUCGCAGGUCCGGUCGUUCCAGCUGGCCUUCAAGCACUUCAGGCAAAUAACAAUAAUGCUACUUUAAUGCAACAUCAACACACUCCAAUGCUUGUCCCUAACCCACAUUACAAUCAAAACCGAGCACAGCAAGUAAUGUCCUCUCAGCAAUCCGCAGGCGUCAAAAAUACAGAUUUACAGAAACAAGAUCAGCACACUCCACAAAGACCAGUUUCGGCAUGUGCUUCUCAAGAAACAAUGUACGCCCCAUUGCCAACCAAUUCUCCCAUGAAUUACUACCCCACGCAUUCCCCACACUCUCAACAGCAUCGUAACAUUGGUCCCAUGCAUCAUCAAAUGGGUCUCAAUUCACCCAGCGUAUCCCCUUAUCCAAGUAAUCCUUUGACACCAGGGCCGACAACAAAAACUAAAACAAGAGGGAACAAAUCCUACCAGUGUCCAAAAUGUGUAAAGGUAUUCAGAAGAGGAGAUCACUUAAAGCGUCAUCUUUUGUCAGUUCAUGAUCAUGAACAUCCGUAUCAGUGUGGAGAAUGUGGGAAAGGUUUUGCAUCAGUUCCCACAUUAUCAAAACAUACCAAAUCUUUGCAUAUCGGUGUUUUAACGAAAGGUUUAAUGUGUUUACGAUGUCAGCUGACAUUUCCCACAAUUCAAGAAAUGGAAACCCAUUCCAACUCUCUUCACAUUCAAGAAGAUGAACAAUACAUGCAGAAUAUCAAUACAAGCAGCAAACAACACCACUGUAGCUUUUGCACCAAAUCUUUUUCUUCUGCUAUCAACUUGAAACGGCACAUGCAGCUAUUACACAGAAAUAAAGAUGAUGCACGAGUGUUUUGUCGUGAAUGUGGAAAAGGUUUUAGCAAACCGGAAACAUUACGAAAACAUGUUGAUAAAAUUCAUAAUGGGAAUGUGAGCGCAAUUCCACCAUUCGAUGAAACGGAAGAUCCAGAAACUUCAAGUCAAGCUCAUAGUUCAGAAUCUGAAAGCAGAGGUCCAUCAGCAGAUACUGAUGAAAGUUCAUUGUCUUCAACACCAAGCAUGCUUUGGGGGGGAAGUUACCCAACCCCGCCCGCACCACAAAAUCGAGGACCUGUCAAUCAAGGAAUGCCCCAACCAGGAAUAUCCUCUGGUCCAUCCACUGGACUUCCAAAUCCUGGAUACCAUCAACCUUUACCAGAUCAAGCACCACCAAGCGUACCAGAUCAAAAUACCAAUCCUCCAUUUUUACCAACCCAAUCUGACCAAGCUUUACCAAACAAACAACCAAUAUCUAAUUCUCUUGUUAAGUCUCUUACAAUGAACGAUCCCCAACAAAUUUCAAGCAACCAUCAAACGCUACAGACUGUUUCAAUUGCAUCUCAACAACAAGCGUCAACUCAGAUGAUUGAUUCUACAUUAAUGCAACAUGAAAUCACUCAACCUAACUCUGUUUCUGAAGCUCUUUCAAUGGCUAUGAAAGCCCUUUCAGACUUUGACUAUGAAACUGGAUUUGAAAUGUACAGCAGUAUCCAGCCUGACCCCCCUCAAUCUAACCCUCAAGUAAUACAACAAACUGCUGCCAAUGUACGACACAGUCAAAGUAAUGUUUCGAUACCUAGAAACGGUAUCAGUGGAACGAUUAAUAGUCCAAAACCUACAGAUGCUAGCAAUAAUAUUAAUACUUAUGAUUACCCUUUCCGUGGAAAUCAUUUUUUAAUGACAAUGCCCCCUCCUUCCGCCUCGAUGAACGCGGGCCGCCUCCACCCUCAGCCCAUAAUGGCUGGGUCGCAGGAGGCCCCGCAGUUAUCGCAGCUUCUUCAGGAGGGUGGGGGCGGGGUUAGAAGCCCCAUUGUCAUAAAUAACAAUAAUAAUUCAAACACAAAAGAAAUUGAAAAUUUUGUCGAAACGAAAAAGAGUCAACGGAGACAAAGGAAGCGUAGAGAGUUAAACAACGAGAAUGAUUUCAUGGAUUACGAGAAAUCACAAAACGAUAAUUUUCAGGAAGAUAAAGUGGAUUUGAGCUGCAAUUUAUGUAACAUUGAGUACGAGAGCAUCGACAGCCUUAUGGUUCAUAUUGAGGGAGUUCAUUUGAAAAAUAAUCCCCAUGAAUGCAGCAUCUGUCAGAAACACUUUGCACAAACUGGUAAUGUGAAGAGACAUAUACGAUUUGUUCAUCUGAAAGAAAGACCUUUUAGAUGCAAUGAUUGUUCAAGUACUUUUGAUAGGCUUUGUUAUCUCCAGCGUCACAUGAGAACCCAUCUUCAACCAUCGGAUGAAAAUCAAGAAUUCAACCCGCUGAAACCAUGUAACUGCCCUGAAUGCGGGAAACGUUGCUUAACUGCUCAUCAUUUACGAGGCCACAUGCAGCGCAAGCACUUUGCCAAAAACAAACAAAAUUAUACUCAGUUCAUAUUGAAGUAUGGACACUUAGAGUCGAUUGGAUCGGGUCCUGGUGCUCUCGUCAAUUCUAAAAAAGGCAAAGGGAGGCAAAAGAAAGCAAACAAGUUUAGUAACUCGACAAAUGUUGUUGCUUUUGGACAGUCACAUAAUAUACAAGAUACACCACAAAAAUCUUCAGUUUUUAUGCCGUAUUCUUCAACUGCCAACUCAAACACACUGUCCAAUGUUCAAGUACAACAACAAUAUAAUGGUUUGAAUCAUACCUCUGAUAUUGCAAUACAAGGAGUCUGUCAAUCAUCUUCUACACCUACCAACUUACCUUUGCAGCCCAAUUUCAAUUAUUACAAUCAGCAAGUUGUAAGCCAACCAAAUACAGAAAAUACCGGAAGCAUUCAAUCUUUUGAACAUGAAUCAUACAACGCUAAUAAUCAAAUGCAGAAUUUUGAAACCUACUUUAGCAAUAUGUCACAGCCGUCAAUUGAAAAUAUACACAUUGAAAAUUCAAAUUCGGAUAAAACCCAAAAACGUAACAAGGAAAGGAAAUGUGUCAAGAAGUGCCUGCCCUUUCGCUGUCAACACUGCCGACUGCGUUCAUUUGCCAGCCUAGCCAUGCUGCGAAGUCACAUGUCAGUUGUACAUAACGCAUAUCUCAAGAGACAAGUUUGCCUCUCAUGUGGUUUGAGCUUCCACAAACGAGCUCAUUUGAAAUCGCACAUGAUACAAGCACACCAAUCAGACAUGGCCGGAACGAAAAAACAGAAAAAGAUUACUUCAGAAGAAAAACAUGAGAAAACACUGGUUCCUAUGCUGGAGUACGCUCCGUCACCUUCAUAUCCUAUUCAACUGCAUAACUUGAGUAACCCAACUUUGGCGUCUUAUUACGCUCCAAACCAACAGGUAUACUAUGGAUACGAUCCAUUAUCUCCUGCUAUGGUUCCGUCACCAAAUAUGCAAUCUGCAUAUAAUACCAAUACUCUUCAGUCUACCACACAUAUUUCAUUGGUUCAAACAUAAUCAAAGAUGUUAAAAAUAAGAAAAUCUUGAAAAAUAAAAGUUGACUGCCUAUUGCACUAUUAUUUUGCAUUUGUGUCCAUCAUACCCCCAAUAUGAUGUUUAUGUUUAAUUAAUCAGUUUCUUUUACUCUUGUCCUUCAGUGUAUAUUAUGAUGUCAUAAUUUGAUCAUUCCUGCCAAUAAACGAUCAAGUGUGUUUGUACUUUUAUCCAAAUGAUCAAACUGUCAUUUGUACUUUGUAGUGUUUUUUAUUUGUAUAUAGUUUAACUGUUGUAACGAAGUAGUGUUUUCUGACUGUAGUACUAUUUGCACAACGUAAUAUUUCAACCUUCAAAUGUGAGUUUUUUCAAUGUAUCAUGUUAUGCUAUUAUGUACCUUUUUAUUGUCAACAACCCUGGUAAAUUUUGUUACUGUGAAGAUGCAAAUUUCUUCAUUGUUGGAAAAUUUCAAACCAGUGUUUGGGAGAAAGCCCCUCAACUCUGAGUCGCAAUUCUCGAAACCAAGUGAGCCGGGUUCAACUCUGACACUGGCGUUUUGUUUCUAUGAAAAUACCACUCCAACUAGGACAUAUGAUGGCAUUCCGAAUUUUUUUAAUAAAAAAGGGAAUCGGCCUUUUCAAAUUGUAUUUAAAUCUAGCUUUAAAGUAAAAAAA